AUGGGGGAGUUCCAGGACGCAGUGCCCAAACUGAAGGGCGUGUCCAACUUUCGAAACUGGCAGACUAGUCUGGAACACUACCUGAAUUAUCGGAACCCUGGCAUGUGGGCAGUUAUGACUGGUGCCCAUGUCCCUGAAACCAACAACCCUCUACCUACCCCUGGUGAAGAAGAGGUCCGCUUGCACAUCUCCGCCGAGCAUGAUAUCACUCCGGAGGAUGUCACAAGUUCUCAGAUUCGCGAGUGGCUCCAGGUGAAUAUUUUGCAGAAGAAUGAGGAAUUCGCCACCUGGCAUAAGCUUAAUGCUGGAUGCCUUUUUUAUCUGAGUGCUUCUCUGGCUGAAUCCAUCAAAGCGUGCAUUCGGAAAUUCAAGGUGGCCUCCGAAGCGUACGAGGAGAUCUGCUCCUUCUGGAAAUUAGAGAGUUCCCUGGCCUUUCCAGAGAGAUACCGCAAGUGGGUCACAUGCCACUAUCGACAGGGAGGAAAGGCCCGUGUGUUCGUGCACAAGUGGAAAAAAUGCCUUCAGGAGGUCCAAGAGGUUUCUCCUGAUCUACUCCCUCCAGCAUGGCAGUAUGGACAGUUCCUACAGGCUAUCCGCUCACACCCUGAGGCUGAGCUACUGGUGACCCAUCACAAGCCCGAUCUGGAGAGCCCGCGUAUUUUGCAAGACGUUAUUUCGAAAUUCUUGUCCUUGGGAUAG
Messenger RNA from Penicillium diatomitis, 699 nucleotides. RefSeq lists its product as uncharacterized. The coding region runs from base 1 to 699 and encodes 232 amino acids. NCBI's taxonomy places the organism in Eukaryota, Fungi, Ascomycota, Eurotiomycetes, Eurotiales, Aspergillaceae. The record is from RefSeq and is a predicted model, not a curated record. The transcript has a single exon.